UCGUGCGCCCAUUGUUGAGCCUAGGUUCAUCGUUGACCAGAGUUCGAAGCCCAGAUGAAGAUUACGGCCUCGCUCCCUGUCCGGCUCUUCCCGCUCUCUAUCCGUUAUCAUUUCCACGAGGGCCUCAAUCUUAGCCCGUCAAGUUACCUUGUUUUUCUUAUAACGUUAUCUUCUCUCACUCUUUUCUUCUUCGUCUUCUUCCCUUAUGCAGCUACUGAAAGGAAAUGCAAAUAAAUUUGGUAACACAAAUGCAAGCUCAUGUGAUUAUACCUUCUUCACUGACACUCAAUACACCUUUUCUCUUCUUUCCUCGAAAUAAACCGUUGCUUGCAACCACUAAAAACUUUUCCAAUUUUAAUCUCUCAAAUGGAAGUUCAAGAACUACUUUCACUAGAAAGGCGACAAUCAAGAAUGGUAGUGAAGUCAGUAAUCAGGAGAAAAAAGAAGAAUCACAAAAUCAACAGUUGAAAAGGGCGUACCCAUUUCAUGAAAUUGAGCCGAAUUGGCAAAGCUAUUGGGAAGAAAAUGAUACGUUUAAAACUCCUGAUGAAAUUGAUACUUCUAAACCCAAAUACUAUAUCUUAGAUAUGUUCCCAUAUCCUAGUGGAGCUGGAUUGCAUGUGGGUCACCCACUUGGAUAUACUGCUACUGACAUUCUGGCUCGAUACAAACGGAUGCAAGGUUUUAAUAUUUUGCAUCCAAUGGGUUGGGAUGCAUUUGGAUUACCAGCUGAGCAAUAUGCAAUUGAGACAGGAACCCAUCCUAAAACCACCACACUGAAGAACAUUGGACGCUUCCGUGCUCAGCUCAAGUCGUUAGGCUUCUCAUAUGAUUGGGAUCGUGAAAUCUCGACCACUGAACCAGAAUAUUAUAAAUGGACACAGUGGAUUUUUCUUCAACUAUUCAAAAAAGGACUGGCAUACCAGGCCGAAGUGCCUGUUAAUUGGUGUCCUGCACUAGGUACUGUGUUAGCAAAUGAGGAAGUAGUGGAUGGGGUUAGUGAACGUGGUGGUCAUCCAGUUAUAAAAAAGCCAAUGCGCCAAUGGAUGCUCAAAAUUACUGCAUAUGCCGAUCGUCUUCUUGAAGACUUGAAUGACCUUGACUGGCCUGAAAGCAUAAAGGAAAUGCAGCGGAACUGGAUUGGAAGGUCAGAAGGGGCAGAGAUGGGAUUCUGUGUACUUGAUCAUGAAGGUCAGGAGCAGGAAAUAUCAAUCACUAUAUAUACAACCAGACCAGAUACCAUAUUCGGAGCAACAUAUCUUGUUGUAGCUCCUGAACAUCCUCUCCUGUCAUUGCUGAUAUCUGAGGGGCAGAAAAAAUGUGUGGAGGAGUACAUUGAACUUGCAUCAAGAAAGAGUGAUCUUGAGAGGACUGAACUUCAGAAGGAAAAAACAGGUGUUUUUACUGGUUCUUAUGCUCGAAAUCCAGUUAACAGGGAAGCUAUUCCAAUCUGGGUUGCUGAUUAUGUUCUGGGAAGUUAUGGUACUGGAGCAAUAAUGGCUGUACCUGCACAUGAUUCUCGUGACCAUGAUUUUGCAAUGAAAUAUGAUAUACCAAUUUGUUGGGUUGUGAACCCAGAAGGUGAAAGUAAUCGUAAAUUUGGAGAGACAUAUUCAGGAGAAGGUAUCAUUAUGAAUUCAUCCGGUUUGGCAUCCAAGCUUGAUAUUAAUGGCUUGCAUAGCAAAGAAGCAGCUUCCACCGUCAUUAAUUGGGCUGAGAGUACUGGUCAUGGCAAGAGAAAGGUGAACUACAAGCUGCGGGAUUGGCUAUUUGCUCGGCAACGUUACUGGGGAGAGCCGUUUCCAGUGGUUUUCUUGGAUGAUACUGAUGAAAUAGUACCGGUUCCUGAAAGUGAACUGCCAGUUAUACUACCUGAGUUGGACGAUUUCACACCCACUGGAACAGGGGAGCCACCACUAGCCAAGGCAGUGUCUUGGGUUAAAACCACAGAUCCUACAUCUGGAAAACCUGCAAGACGAGAGACAAUUACCAUGCCACAAUGGGCUGGUUCGUGCUGGUACUAUUUGAGAUUUAUGGACCCAAAAAAUACUGAUGCGUUGGUUGACAAGAAAAAAGAGAAGUACUGGGGUCCGGUUGAUGUUUAUGUUGGUGGUGCUGAGCAUUCUGUCCUACACUUACUUUACGCUCGGUUCUGGCACAAGGUGCUCUUUGACAUAGGUGUUGUGUCCACCAAGGAACCCUUCCAAUGUCUCAUAAACCAGGGACUCAUACUUGGGGAGGUUGAAUAUACAGCUUACAGAGAUUCAGAAGAAAAUCUAAUAUCUGCGGACUUCGUUACUCUCUUAUCUGAACUUAGUCAAGAAAGAGUAUCAGAAGAAAAGGUCAUUAAAUCUGGAGAUUACUUUGUACUAAAAGAUAAUCCAACCAUCCGCUUGACUUCAAGAGCUCAUAAGAUGAGUAAGAGUAGGGGAAAUGUCAUUAAUCCAGAUGAUGUCGUAACUGAAUAUGGUGCAGAUUCACUUCGCCUCUAUGAGAUGUUCAUGGGACCAUUAAGAGACUCGAAAACCUGGAGUACUGGUGGAAUUGAAGGUGUCCAUCGAUUUCUGGGAAGGACCUGGAGAUUAAUUGUUGGUCCACCUUUGCCUAAUGGAUCAUUCAGAGAUGGGACAGUUACAAUCGAUGAUGAGCCUACUUUGGAACAACUACGUGCCCUACACAAAUGCAUUGCUAAGGUAACAGAAGAAAUUGAAGCAACAAGAUUCAACACUGGCAUUUCUGCAAUGAUGGAAUUCCUUAAUGCUGCAUACAAGGUUCUAUAUUUUAAUACUUACUACCUUAGCUUAGAUUACAAAUGUAACUAUAAUUUUUAUUUUCCCUGGCAUUUAUCGUGUUAUCAGUGGGAUAAACAUCCACGAUCUAUCAUCGAAGGAUUUGUUCUGUUACUUUCUCCAUACGCACCUCACAUGGCUGAGGAGCUUUGGUCUCGGCUUGGACAUACAAAUUCCGUAACAUACGAGAGCUUUCCAAAGGCCAACCCCGAGUAUUUGAAAGCUUCAACUAUAAUUCUACCAGUUCAGAUCAAUGGGAAGACAAGGGGUACCAUAGAGAUCGACAAAACAUGUACAGAGGAAGACGCGUUGAAUUUAGCAUCAUCAGAUGAAAAACUUUCCAAAUAUUUAGUAGGAAAGACCAUCAAAAAGAGAAUAUAUGUUCCUGGCAAAAUAUUGAACGUUAUUCUGGAUCGGCAAGAUGUCGCGGUUAGCAAGUCAUAGUAAAUGGUGGUCUCAGUCUGUAUCUAGAGCAUUUGAGCGUCUGUAACAUAGUUUCACUGAAUGUUUGUAGUAUUUGUAAGAGAUUGUAGAUGUUCAAGUGUACAAAAAGACCAAAUCCAGUUUUGGUGAAUAUGAAUGCCAGCCAUAAUCAGGUCCAUGUUUUACAGCAA
This is a messenger RNA of Papaver somniferum (opium poppy), 3403 nucleotides long. Its product is annotated as leucine--tRNA ligase, chloroplastic/mitochondrial-like. The coding region runs from base 225 to 3233 and encodes 1002 amino acids. The transcript is spliced from 19 exons. The record is from RefSeq and is a predicted model, not a curated record. Gene Ontology annotation, cellular component: cytosol. Gene Ontology annotation, biological process: leucyl-tRNA aminoacylation. Lineage: Eukaryota; Viridiplantae; Streptophyta; Magnoliopsida; Ranunculales; Papaveraceae. Gene Ontology annotation, molecular function: leucine-tRNA ligase activity; aminoacyl-tRNA deacylase activity; ATP binding.